Messenger RNA from Sebastes umbrosus (honeycomb rockfish), 3677 nucleotides. RefSeq names its product protein tyrosine phosphatase non-receptor type 11a (gene ptpn11a). The transcript has 16 exons. Bases 502 to 2307 code for a protein of 601 amino acids. Gene Ontology annotation, molecular function: protein tyrosine phosphatase activity. The record is from RefSeq and is a predicted model, not a curated record. Gene Ontology annotation, biological process: protein dephosphorylation. Lineage: Eukaryota; Metazoa; Chordata; Actinopteri; Perciformes; Sebastidae.
UCACUUUAAUAAAAAAAAAAAAAAAAGCUCCCAUCGUUCACUUUAAAAGAGUCAGCUCUUUGAGCCGUCUCGUUCGUGACCGACACAUCACUAGUCGUCAGUGCGCAUGCGCAGACAGAGAAAGUGAUAGAGGAGUCUUUAAUUUGUGCCUCGCUGUCUGCCGGACGGGCCGAGCUCUGUGGUUUUAUAUCAGAGCAGCGAGGAACGGCCGAGCAGGGUGAUAAAAUCCGCGCACCCUUCCAUAUGUCGUCGCAUGUUUGGUGACGUCUGAUAAUCGACUCUUUUAGCUGUGGAGUCUCCUUUAGGCCGAGCGGAGGCCUACAGACACUUUACUUUGUUUUUGUAACACCAGAGAACUAUUGUUUAGUUUCCAUGUCUGGAUAUCAGAGCCCGUUUUGACCGAUGAAGCACUUUAUUGUGUGAUUGAAGCGGAAACGGUCGGAAACGUUAGUUAGCUGCUAACUGUAGCUAGCUGCUAGCUGCCAGCGAGGAAGUGAGAAGAUGACAUCUAGGAGGUGGUUUCACCCCAACAUCACAGGUGUGGAGGCUGAAAACCUCCUGCUGACUCGUGGAGUGGAUGGGAGCUUUUUAGCCAGACCCAGUAAGAGUAAUCCAGGAGACUUUACCCUCUCAGUACGGCGAAAUGGAGCAGUCACCCACAUUAAGAUCCAGAACACAGGAGACUACUACGACCUUUAUGGCGGGGAGAAGUUUGCCACGCUGGCGGAGCUGGUGCAGUAUUACAUGGAGCAUCACGGGCAACUGAAAGAGAAAAACGGAGAUGUUAUUGAGCUCAAGUAUCCUCUCAACUGUGCGGACCCCACCUCGGAGAGAUGGUUCCACGGACACUUGUCGGGCCGGGAGGCGGAGAAGCUGCUGUCGGAGAAAGGGAAGAACGGCAGCUUCCUGGUGAGAGAGAGCCAAAGCCACCCCGGGGAUUUUGUUCUGUCGGUCCGGACCGGAGAUGACAAGACGGACAGCAGUGACAAACCCAAAGUCACUCAUGUCAUGAUCCGCUGCCAGCCUGACCUGAAGUUCGACGUGGGCGGAGGGGAGAAGUUUGACUCCCUCACCGACUUGGUAGAGCACUACAAAAAGAACCCCAUGGUGGAAACUCUGGGCACCGUGCUUCAGCUCAAACAGCCCCUGAACACUACUCGUAUUAACGCCGCUGAGAUUGAAAGCCGAGUCAGGGAGCUGAGCAAACUAGCGGAGGCCACAGACAAGGUCAAACAGGGCUUCUGGGAAGAGUUUGAGACGUUGCAGCAACAAGAGUGCAAGCUGCUCUACAGUCGCAAAGAGGGCCAGAGAGCAGAGAACAAAAACAAGAACAGAUACAAGAACAUUCUGCCUUUCGACCACACACGUGUGGUGCUGAAUGACAGGGACGGAAAUGAGCCGGGCUCUGACUACAUCAACGCCAAUAUCAUCAUGGUAGUAUCUGCCGUCAUGCCGGAGCUGGACCCAAAGGUUAACAGUACAAAGGUGAAGAAGAGCUACAUCGCCACUCAGGGCUGUCUGCAGAACACCAUCAGUGACUUCUGGAGGAUGGUGUUCCAGGAGAACUCACGAGUCAUCGUCAUGACCACCAAGGAGGUGGAGAGAGGAAAGAGUAAAUGUGUGAAGUACUGGCCGGACAUGUCGGCUCUGAAGGAGUACGGUGCGAUGCGCGUUCGCAACGUCAGAGAGACGGCUGCACACGACUACAUCUUACGAGAACUCAAACUGUCCAAAGUCGGACAGGGCAACACAGAACGUACCGUUUGGCAGUACCACUUCAGGGCCUGGCCGGACCACGGCGUCCCCACUGACCCAGGCGGCGUACUGGACUUCUUAGAGGAGGUGAACCUGAAGCAGGAGAGCAUACUGGACGCUGGGCCUAUAGCGGUACACUGCAGUGCAGGGAUCGGGAGGACAGGAACGUUUAUAGUGAUUGACAUUCUGAUAGAUGUGAUCAGAGAAAAAGGGGUGGACUGCGACAUCGACGUUCCAAAGACCAUCCAGAUGGUUCGUUCUCAGCGCUCUGGGAUGGUGCAGACUGAGGCGCAGUACAGAUUCAUCUACAUGGCUGUACAGCACUACAUAGAAACAUUGCAGAGACGCAUAGAGGAGGAACAGAAAAGCAAGAUUAAAGGGCGCGAGUACACCAACAUUAAGUACUCUUUGUCUGACCUGACUGGAGGAGAGCAGAGUCCUUUGCCUCCUUGCACUCCUAUUCCGACUCCCACCUGCACAGAGAUGAGGGAGGACAGCUCCAGAGUGUAUGAGAACGUGGGUCUGAUGCAGCAGCAGAAGAGCUACAGAUGAGAUUCACCUUUGACCCCAGUGCUCUAUCAGUUCCGGGAUCUCGAUACCUGACAGUUUUUUCGCCAGCCACACCUUGACGCCUGAGACUUGACCGUAAUGACAUGGAUUAAUGGAAAAACACAAAAUAACGUGAGGGAGACCAGACACCAGGGUUCCUCCUGUUCUCGCUCAUCUUACAUGAACAUUUGCCCUCCAGUUGAAUUCUAAACCACUGUGAUGAUCAUCAGAAGAGCCUUUUGAGAAGCCUAACAUGCUAAAUCCUGCUACUAAACAAACACAGUUCUGGGUUUAGCCUUUGUAGAGCUCACCCCAACAAGGGCUGCAAACAGCGAGCACUCUCCUCAGAGGGAAACACAUAGCUAAUCUUUGCUCAUUUUUCUAUGUUUUUUUUUUAUUAUUAACCAAAGGAAGGUUAUGUAUUUGUUUGUAGACAGAAGUGAGUUCUGAAAGAGGCCUGUGCCAAAAACCACGGAUGAUUUGAUCCACAUUUCUCAGCCAAUUAAACGUCUCUAUUCUGUUUAACGCGGUGGGAGACGAGACCUUAAUUGUGGACAAAAGUGGGGCAAAAUGUCCAGUGAUUAUUGUCACUGUGUUAUAUAGAGUAAUGUUUCUGAAUGAAGAACUAUUGGCAUUGUAGUGUUAUACCAUAUUUACUGUUGAUUUGUAAUCCACUGACUUCUAAACAUGAAUUCCUUUUUUUUUGCGCCAGAACUGCCUCGAAGAGAAACUUUAAUUCAGGCUGUUCGGAGUGUGAAUUUUUGUCGUCCACAUGGGUUGAAUAUGUUUUUGGGAUACGCAGUGUCUGUUAGUUAACCAUUCCUGAGCUCAAGCCGAAUGCCCUUAUUGCUGCACUUUUAUUUAGCAGCAUAACAGUUACAGUCAAGCCUUGAUUCACCUGGUGGAUUUAUAAAUAAUCUAAUCUGGGGUGUGGAGAGGAGUUUCUUCUAUGUCGGAGUCAGUGUGAUGACAUAUUAAGAUUUCAGGGGAGUCUGUUGUGUAAUCUCAGUUGCAGGCAUCGCCACCGACGCACGGCUGCCAAAAGAAACUUUGUUUUUUAAGUUUUUUUUAAAGUGCAUAUUACUUUUUUUUUUUCAUUCUUUCUUGUUUAUUUUCUUCUUUUUUUUAAGACAAAUGCCUUUUUGUGUACCAUUGCCUAUUUUGAGCACCACAUGUACUUAAUUUUAAGAGUCACUGUUUUAAGAAGCAAUCACACAUUUCUCAGCUUUGGCGCUAUAGAUAGUCAUUGUUGUGGUGGUUAUAGAUUGUUGGCCCUGUGAUGGAUUCAGUACUUCAUACACACACACACACACACACAUACACACAUACACAUGUACACAAACACACUUUUCUUGUCUUUCUGUUAAUGUUAA